AUGUCUAGCAUACCUUCGACGGAACCCUUCAAGAUGAGGAUUCCUUCCCCAGAUCCCGACCUCUCGGGCGAGGCCCUGUCGAAGCAGGUCCCCGACGAUCCCAAUCGCACCGGCACCAUCUACGCCGACCAGUUUCUCGCCCACAAAUGCCCUCCAGACUUCGAUGACCUCCAGCGGCGGCAGUUCUUCUGUGUUCUAGAUUUGCGCAGGCUGAAGUAUGCCGCCGAUGAGAUAUUCGUUAGGAAAGACUGGAAGCUGAACAUCAUGAACUUUGCAAAGGAAUACGAGAAGAGCAGAGGCAUGAUUAUGCUGCGGUACGGCCUGUACGAAUUCAAGAACGUGAAGCCGUCCGAGGAGGUGCUCAAGAGAUGGCGAGCCGCUCACGGUCUACCAGAUCCGGAGACGGAACGAACGAGCGCUCCAUCGGAGACCCCGAUCCCGCCUAGCCGUCGCACCGCUGCCCCUAACACGGUAUCGACGAAGCGUAAGGCCGAGGAGGAUUUGGCGCCAAAGGAUAACGCCCUGAUGGCGUCGACCGCCAACCAGAACAAGCGUCGCAAUGUUAAAGAGCCGGCUGAGAAUGCGCUCACCGGCCCUGCUCCUUUUAAGAAAAGCAAACGCAAGGUCGAGGAAACUGACGAGCCUGACGAGAACCAACCCAACAAACUGCAAAAACCUACCCCCGCAAAGUCCAAGUUUGAGAGCAUCCUCGACAAGGCGUCGUCGGGCGGUACACCUACAAACGGACUUAAGCCUGCCGAUGGCGAGGCAGGAGUGGAUUCUAACGGGUCCAUACUCUCUAGCCACAAGAUCGGAUCGGUCCCGAGUACGACGACCGGAAUUUUCAGCUAUCUCUCGGAGAGCUCCGCAAACAGUAGCAGCAACGAGAAUGACAACGCUGAAGAUGGAGACACCGACUCUGAGUCCGAAGAGGAAGCAGACGGCCAGGAGCCGGCGCCGAAUAAGGAACCCGAUGUUCCCGCUGCUGCUACUAAUACCGAUACCCCCACGGCGCAGAAACCGCCUGCUCUAUACUCUACUAGCAAACCAACCGAGAUGCCGAGCCUGUUCGGCAGCCUAACCAAGCCUAAGCCUGCCGAUCUUACCUCUAAGGGGGGUCUAUUCGGACGAGUUCAGAUGGGGACCAAUGGACAGCCUCUUCGGGCUACCCCUGACUCGGAAGAGCAGAGAUCCCUUUCCCCAGUCAAGCAGCCGGAGCCUGCAGCUGAAAAGGAGCAGAAGACACCGUCGACGCCGAUGUUCGGUGGCCAGCAGCCAUCAACACCGGCUCCGUCGUCCAGCUUUACUUUCAGUUUUGGUCAGCAAGCGCCGUCUACGCCCAACCCGCCGCCGGCUAGCCAGGGGAAUAGUACUCUCUUCGGCGCGUCGUCCCACGGAGGAAACGCGGCGCCGAGCUUCAGCUUCACCAUCGGCACGACGCCGGUGAGCGGUACCCCGGAGCCGCAGUCUCAGCACGGCGACGGCGAGGAAGGGCCGCAGGAGCAGAUCUCGCUUACGGACGGCGGUCCGGGCGAGGAGGACGAGGUGAUGCUGCACGAGGUGCGGGCCAAGGCGAUCAAGUACGUGCCGGUGGUGAAGGGCAGCGACGAGGAGGAGGAGAAGAAGUCGCCGUGGUCGACACAAGGUGUGGGCCCGCUCCGCGUGCUGAAAAACAAGUCUACGGGGACGGUGCGGGUCCUGUUGCGGGCCGAGCCCCGGGGCCACAUCGCGAUGAACAAGGCGCUGCUUUCGGACGUGGAGUACAAGGCGAAGGACAAGACGGUCAACUUCGUGGCGUCGAGCGACAGCGGUCUGGGCCUGGAGACGUGGGUGCUCCAGGUGAAGAAGCCGGACUUCGCACGACAGCUGACGGAGGUGUUGGAGGCGAACAAGAGUGCGAACAAGAAGUAG
Messenger RNA from Durotheca rogersii, 1911 nucleotides. RefSeq lists its product as uncharacterized. The coding region runs from base 1 to 1911 and encodes 636 amino acids. Gene Ontology annotation, biological process: intracellular transport. The transcript is spliced from 4 exons. The record is from RefSeq and is a predicted model, not a curated record. Lineage: Eukaryota; Fungi; Ascomycota; Sordariomycetes; Xylariales; Xylariaceae.